UACAACUAUACUACAAUGCCUUCUAUUAAGUUGAACUCUGGUUACGACAUGCCAGCCGUCGGUUUCGGCUGUUGGAAAGUCGACGUCGACACCUGUUCUGAACAGAUCUACCGUGCUAUCAAGACCGGUUACAGAUUGUUCGACGGUGCCGAAGAUUACGCCAACGAAAAGUUAGUUGGUGCCGGUGUCAAGAAGGCCAUUGACGAAGGUAUCGUCAAGCGUGAAGACUUGUUCCUUACCUCCAAGUUGUGGAACAACUACCACCACCCAGACAACGUCGAAAAGGCCUUGAACAGAACCCUUUCUGACUUGCAAGUUGACUACGUUGACUUGUUCUUGAUCCACUUCCCAGUCACCUUCAAGUUCGUUCCAUUAGAAGAAAAGUACCCACCAGGAUUCUACUGUGGUAAGGGUGACAACUUCGACUACGAAGAUGUUCCAAUUUUAGAGACCUGGAAGGCUCUUGAAAAGUUGGUCAAGGCCGGUAAGAUCAGAUCUAUCGGUGUUUCUAACUUCCCAGGUGCUUUGCUCUUGGACUUGUUGAGAGGUGCUACCAUCAAGCCAUCUGUCUUGCAAGUUGAACACCACCCAUACUUGCAACAACCAAGAUUGAUCGAAUUCGCUCAAUCCCGUGGUAUUGCUGUCACCGCUUACUCUUCGUUCGGUCCUCAAUCUUUCGUUGAAUUGAACCAAGGUAGAGCUUUGAACACUUCUCCAUUGUUCGAGAACGAAACUAUCAAGGCUAUCGCUGCUAAGCACGGUAAGUCUCCAGCUCAAGUCUUGUUGAGAUGGUCUUCCCAAAGAGGCAUUGCCAUCAUUCCAAAGUCCAACACUGUCCCAAGAUUGUUGGAAAACAAGGACGUCAACAGCUUCGACUUGGACGAACAAGAUUUCGCUGACAUUGCCAAGUUGGACAUCAACUUGAGAUUCAACGACCCAUGGGACUGGGACAAGAUUCCUAUCUUCGUCUAAGAAGGUUGCUUUAUAGAGAGGAAAUAAAACCUAAUAUACAUUGAUUGUACAUUU
Messenger RNA from Scheffersomyces stipitis CBS 6054, 1026 nucleotides. It is a transcript of the gene GRE3, whose product is annotated as trifunctional aldehyde reductase/xylose reductase/glucose 1-dehydrogenase (NADP(+)). Gene Ontology annotation, cellular component: cytosol. Gene Ontology annotation, molecular function: D-xylose reductase (NADPH) activity. The record is from RefSeq and is a predicted model, not a curated record. The transcript has a single exon. Bases 16 to 972 code for a protein of 318 amino acids. Lineage: Eukaryota; Fungi; Ascomycota; Pichiomycetes; Serinales; Debaryomycetaceae.